GUUGGAAUCUCACUAAUAUAAAAAAUAUAUAAUCUUCAAUCCUUAAAAGAAAAAACUUUAGUAGAGCUUCGUUAAAGAAAACUUCUGCCUUCACCAGUUUAACUCGUGCUCAUUUUUUUUAGUAGAUAAAUCUUGGUUUCUCCUUUUAUAAUUUUGCCCUUUGUCUGAGAUUUUGUUCGUGGAAGGUAAAGCGGAAAGACGAGGCUUAUAUUAGUAACUUCACGUGCCAGCAAAGCGCCACCGUUUAACUCAGGUGUGGGUGGAGGUGCGAGUGUCUGGAGAUUUGAGAUUGAACUGAAAGUUGCAGUCUGUGUCUUUGGAAAAUUUGAGAGGCAAACAUGCAACAGGGUGGGGGAUCUGAGAUGGAGGUGACUUGGGAGGAUCAGCAAAACAUCAAUAAAUUUGGGAGAUUAAACAACCGAUUUCACGAGCUUGAGGACGAAAUUAAGAUUGCAAAGGAAACAAAUGAGAAUCUGGAGGAUGCAAGCAAUGAAUUAAUUCUCACUGAUGAGGAGGUUGUUCGUUUCCAAAUAGGAGAAGUGUUUGCUCAUGUUCCAAAGGAAGAAGUUGAGACCAGGAUAGAAGAGAUGAAAGAGGUAACCAGCAAAAACUUAGAAAAACUAGAGGAAGAGAAGGAUUCUCUCCUAGCUCAGAUGGCUGAGUUAAAGAAGAUCUUGUAUGGGAAAUUUGGGGAUUCCAUUAACCUAGAGGAAGAUUGAUAGGGUUAGUGCUUAGUUCUUUCGUACUGAUUUGCCAUGUUCUUGUUUGAGGAUAUCUUCCCUUCAUUUUUUUUCCAGUUGAUUGAGAUAGUUUCUGCAUAUAAGCUUUUUUUUAUUGUAGACAGUAAAUUUUAAUGGAUGUUUUAUCAGUGUGGUUUCUUCUUAUAA
Molecule: messenger RNA, 887 nt
Organism: Jatropha curcas
Lineage: Eukaryota; Viridiplantae; Streptophyta; Magnoliopsida; Malpighiales; Euphorbiaceae
Gene: AIP3
Product: ABI3-interacting protein 3
Biological process (GO): protein folding
Cellular component (GO): prefoldin complex; cytoplasm
Source: RefSeq, a predicted model, not a curated record